Molecule: messenger RNA, 1936 nt
Organism: Papaver somniferum (opium poppy)
Lineage: Eukaryota; Viridiplantae; Streptophyta; Magnoliopsida; Ranunculales; Papaveraceae
Product: protein DETOXIFICATION 27-like
Exons: 8
Coding region: 114-1643 (509 amino acids)
Biological process (GO): xenobiotic detoxification by transmembrane export across the plasma membrane
Cellular component (GO): membrane
Molecular function (GO): antiporter activity; xenobiotic transmembrane transporter activity
Source: RefSeq, a predicted model, not a curated record
UGUGGCUGGAUGGGUGAGAAUUGAGUUGAGAAGUUCUCUCCAUCCUUCUCGUUGGCUUCCACUAAAAGUUCGAGAGCAAUCAACUUGGGGUAGGACCUAACAACAAUCAAAAGAUGAAAAAGAACAACAAUGGUGAAGUAAAAGCAGAACUCAAGGUUCCAUUACUGGUAAAUUUAGUAGAAGAAAAACAAGAAUUAGCAUCCUUUGUAUCGAAAAACAGUAGUGGUGAUCUAAUUAACAAUGAAGAACAAGAGGAUUUAACAAGAAGAGUAUGGAUUGAAUCAAAGAAAUUAUGGCAUAUAGUAGGUCCAUCCGUUUUUAGUAGAAUAGCUUCUUACACCAUGAAUGUUAUAACUCAAGCUUUUGCUGGUCACUUGGGAAAUCUCGAACUCGCUUCAAUCACUAUUGCUAACACUGUCAUCGUCGGUUUCAGCUUCGGUUUAUUGUUGGGGAUGGCGAGCGCGUUAGAGACGUUAUGUGGACAAGCAUUCGGGGCAAAGAAAUACCAUAUGCUCGGAAUAUACAUGCAACGUUCAUGGAUAGUGCUUUUUCUAUGUGCAGUACUACUACUCCCACUAUUCAUAUUCGCAACUCCGUUGCUAUUAUUCUUAGGACAGCCGCAAGACGUAGCGGAACAAUCUGGACUUGUAGCCAUGUGGUUGAUUCCACUUCAUUUCUCAUUCGCUUUUCAAUUCCCGUUACAGAGAUUUCUUCAGAGUCAGCUAAAGACUGGAGUUAUAGCUUGGGUUGCUUUGGCAGCUCUAGUUGUUCAUAUCUUUGUUAGUUGGUUGUUUGUUAACAAAUUAGGACUUGGUUUGAUUGGUACCGCAGUUACGUUGAAUUUUUCAUGGUGGGUUUUGGUGUUUGGAUUGUUUGGUUAUACUGUUCUUGGAGGUUGUCCUCUUACUUGGACUGGUUUCUCCUUUCAAGCCUUCUCUGGUCUUUGGGAAUUUCUCAAACUUUCAGCUGCUUCUGGUGUCAUGCUAUGCUUGGAGAAUUGGUAUUACAGAAUACUAGUUCUGAUGACUGGAAACUUAAAGAAUGCUGAGAUUGCUUUGGAUGCUCUUUCUGUCUGUAUGAGCAUCAAUGCAUGGGAAAUGAUGGUUCCACUUGCCUUCUUUGCUGCAACAGGAGUAAGGGUGGCAAAUGAGCUCGGGGCAGGAAAUGGAAAGGCAGCAAGGUUUGCGUCGAUAGUAUCAGUAACAACAUCUCUUAUAAUAGGUCUUAUCUUUUGCGUAAUAAUCAUGAUAUUUCGCGAAAACUUGGCAAUCAUCUUCACGUCGAAUGUUGCUGUCCUUGGAGCAGUUGAUAAGCUUGCGCUACUCUUGGCCAUCAUUAUUCUCCUCAACAGCGUUCAACCUGUCCUCUCUGGCGUGGCUAUAGGGUCAGGAUGGCAAGCAUCAGUGGCUUUCAUAAACCUUGGCUGCUACUACGUUGUCGGACUCCCUGUUGGGGCCAUCCUUGGUUGGGUUUUCAACCUUGGUGUUUCUGGUAUAUGGAGUGGGAUGAUAGGUGGUACAGCAGUCCAGACAUUGAUUUUGAUGAUAAUCACCGUUAGAUGUGAUUGGGAUAUGCAGGCCAAAAGAGCAAGUGCACUUGCAGAGAGAUUGGCCGAUCCGUCCCCACAACAGUUAAGGGCAUAAAUCCAGAUUACAAAGCGGGUACCCAAGAAAGAUCAGCAAAAUAAAACGAUAUUGAAACAUUGCACGUUAAUCUAAUUCCUCAGGGAACAUUAAUCCCAUUUGUCUUGGUGCCAAUUUGAUCAAAAUUUAUGGGUUAUCAAAAGUCGGAUUUUUCUUUUUAGCUAUUUCCGCAAUUGCAUGUACAUAUUUCCUUAACCAUGGAGAACACAUAACCAAGAAUUGUUGGAAUACAAAGUGUACUUCCAGCUUCAAGGCUCUUGUGCAAAAUUCUAGUGAAUUCAAAUUCGCGAGUA